GUCGUCACUGACGUAUCCUAUGAACAUUCUAAUUCAUAAAUUCAUAUAUCUCCCAUGAAUAAUCAUCAAUGGAUCACUCAUCGAAUCAAGAAAUAGAAAAGUCGGUGUAAAUGCGGUUUUUUUCGCACAGACCAGUGGACAAGUGAUUUAAUCGUGUCUUGCAUUUCCAUUACAAAUUCUGCUCGGGAGUUUUCAUUUAAAUCCAGUCGAUGUGCCUCACGAUUCGUCUCUUUUUUCCCACAAUCCAGUGAUAGUGAUAAUUGAUUAUGUAUUCGAAAAUCUCGAUCAGUGGCAUCUGACCUCGGGCAGGGGAAACUCAUGAUUUCAAAACGAUUGUUUCCUGGGUGAUGACCCGAUGAAUACAAAUCGGUGAUUGUUUUUGUUUUUCGGGAUAACCAGAGUUCAGUGGCGAUGGGUCAGGAAAAUUUGAUGUGAAUAUUGGGGGAAAUGGUCAGGGACGCGAAACCGAGGAGGAAGAGUGUCGGGGAAUUCCGAGACUACUGCGACAUUCCCGUGGGAAUCGAUCGAUCGGAUGAGCCCGAGGGACGCCGAAGGAGACGAUCGGGCACUUGGCCGAGAACCAGGAGCCUCAACGCACCUAGUCCCAUCCAGGAGUUUGGACCAUGCGGACGAAUCAUGAAAAAUUCAGCAAUGGUCAUGACCAUUCAAGACCCAGCAUCACAGAGACUGACCUGGUACAAGUCCCCCCUCACCGUUCUCGUUAUCAAAAAAGUUCGUGACCCUUCAGUGUUGCCGCCCUUUGUUCAAUUAGUCACAUGGCUCAUCGAGGAAAAACGAAUGGUGGUAUUUGUGGAGGCAUCAGUCCUGGAGGAUCCGGCAUUGGCCAGGGAUCCACGAUUCCAGGGUGUACGGGACAGACUGCAAACAUUUAGAGAUGGAACAGAUGAUUUACAGGACAGAAUUGAUUUUAUUGUUUGCCUCGGUGGUGAUGGAACCCUACUUUAUGCGAGCCUAUUGUUUCAACAGUCUGUACCACCUGUCAUGGCAUUUCAUCUCGGCUCUCUUGGCUUCCUAACGCCAUUUAAGUUUGAUAACUUUCAAAAACAAGUUACUGAUGUCCUUGAGGGUCACGCUGCAUUGACCUUAAGGAGCCGUCUGCGUUGCCUAAUAAUGAGAAAGGGCGAGGAUGGACAGCCGACAAAACCCCCUACAAACCUUCUCGUUCUCAACGAAGUUGUUGUUGAUCGUGGGCCCUCACCUUAUCUAUCGAAUAUCGAUCUCUUCAUCGAUGGAAAACACGUUACCAGUGUUCAAGGCGAUGGUCUCAUCGUGAGCACACCAACUGGAUCAACGGCGUACGCUGUUGCUGCUGGGGCCAGUAUGAUUCAUCCAUCAGUACCUGCUAUCAUGAUUACACCCAUUUGUCCACACUCAUUGUCAUUCAGACCCAUCGUUGUACCAGCAGGAGUUGAACUCAGGAUUUCCGUGUCACCAGACAGUAGAAACACAUCCUGGGUGUCAUUCGACGGACGCAAUCGUCAGGAGCUCUUCCAUGGUGACAGUUUGUGGGUAACCACGUCAAUCUAUCCGGUGCCAAGUAUCUGUGCUAUGGAUCAAAUAACUGACUGGUUCGACUCUCUGGCUGAGUGUCUCCACUGGAACGUGCGAAAACGCCAGAAACACCUGGAUGAGUUGAGCGACCUUACCCACUCCUCCAGCAACGACACCCUGGAUUCACUGGAUCGUGACAGCUAGGGACGAGUGAUAAGCGAAAGAUUGUCCUGAUUUAUCGAACCUCAACGAGUCAUCAAAAGCUCUCGCGACAAAAAAAAAUGAUUUUCCGGAAAAAUUUCAAUUCUUCGUGGGUAAAAUAUUAUUUUUUAGCGAAAGCUGCCUUCUGAAUAAAUUCAUACUUAUUUGUUCUCGUUAAAGACAUAGUUUGCUCAAAGAACCGAAAGGAGCAACAUUAUUAAUUCAUUAAGCCAAUCAUAAUCAUUAGUAUCAUAAUAAUUUUCUUUAUUGCCGAUCAAAACUGUAAUUAUAUUCUAGCUAAUCAUUUUUGGUCAUUUCCCAAGGAUUAAAACAGGAAGACAGUAAUUGUUCAGGCAUUCUAAUGAAUGAAGUACAUUACGGUUCAUUUUUUCCUGCAAUUUUAAUCGUCAAAUUGUUCUUUUGUAUAUUAUGAGAGUAGGUGUGAGUGAUGGGUGUAUCAUUAAUGUUGUGGAUAUUUUCCCGGAUCGAGUUGUUAACGUUGAUAAGAUAUAUAAGUGCGUCUUUUUAAUAAAACUAUUUUUUUACGAAAUAAUGAGGAAUAAAUUAAUUCUUCCCAAUUGCUAACUUUUUUAUGAUUUAAAAAUUUUUUUAUAUCAUUUGACGAGCUACGAAUGCCACCUGUAUAUAUUUCCCUUAUUUUUUAUGUAAAAAUGGUAUAUCGGAAAAGAAUUUGUCUGUAAAACAUGAAUUCAAGGACAAUAAAUCAUUGUGAAUAAUAUUAA
Molecule: messenger RNA, 2456 nt
Organism: Diachasmimorpha longicaudata
Lineage: Eukaryota; Metazoa; Arthropoda; Insecta; Hymenoptera; Braconidae
Product: NAD kinase-like
Exons: 7
Coding region: 448-1716 (422 amino acids)
Biological process (GO): NAD+ metabolic process; NADP+ biosynthetic process
Molecular function (GO): NAD+ kinase activity
Source: RefSeq, a predicted model, not a curated record